Messenger RNA from Penicillium angulare, 909 nucleotides. RefSeq names its product SMP-30/gluconolactonase/LRE family protein. The coding region runs from base 1 to 909 and encodes 302 amino acids. The record is from RefSeq and is a predicted model, not a curated record. The transcript has a single exon. NCBI's taxonomy places the organism in Eukaryota, Fungi, Ascomycota, Eurotiomycetes, Eurotiales, Aspergillaceae.
AUGGUCACUCAAGACACCCCAGUUAUCACCGCACAGCAAUGGAUAUCGCUCCCAGCUGAAUUCCGAAGACCAGGGAGCUCAGAACACUCCAAAAACCAGAAAAGAAAUCGAAAGAUUGACUCAUUCCUGGAAGGUCCAGUAUUUAUCUCUCAUCUAUCCUGUUUGUUCGUGACCGAUAUUCCCUACGGGCGAAUAUUUUCCAUCGAUAUAGCCACUGCGACUUGGUCACUUUUCCUCGAAUACGAUGGCGAGCCAAAUGGUAUGGCCUGGAAUCCAUUGACUGAAAAAAUAGUCAUCGCAGACUUCAAGCAAGGUAUACUAUCUCUUGACUUGACGACUAAAACGGUCACACCACUUGCGACUCGCUACCAUGGCGAAAGGUUCAAGGGGCCCAACGAUUUAGUCGUUGCUCCUGACGGCUCGAUCUAUUUCACGGAUCAAGGAAUGACGGGUCUCCAUGAUCCAUCGGGACGGGUGUAUCGCCUUUUUCCUAAUGGACGAUUAGAUCCAAUCAUUACGAAUGGACCUUCACCUAAUGGCCUCGUUCUGACCCGAGAUAAAACAUCACUGCUCGUAGCUAUGACAAGAGACAAUGCUGUUUGGCAUAUCCCUUUCUAUGAGGAUGGGUCUGUGCAACGCGUUGGCCGAUAUUCGAGCUAUUAUGGGAUUGGAGGGCCAGAUGGAAUGGCGCUGGAUGAGGAGGGGAAUGUGUUUGUUGCUCACUCAACCUUAGGGACUAUUUAUGUUCAUGGUUCCAAUGGUAAACUAAAGACGAAAAUCGAAAGUUCAGUUGGAAAUGGCACUACAAAUUUGACUUGGGGAGGAGAAAAGUCCAAUGUUUUAUAUAUUGUGGAAAGCGAAAGCGCUUCGAUUUUGAGAGUUGAUUGGCAUUGUGCUGGUUGCCUUUGA